This is a messenger RNA of Penicillium macrosclerotiorum, 3297 nucleotides long. Its product is annotated as DEAD/DEAH box helicase. Gene Ontology annotation, cellular component: cytoplasm. Lineage: Eukaryota; Fungi; Ascomycota; Eurotiomycetes; Eurotiales; Aspergillaceae. The record is from RefSeq and is a predicted model, not a curated record. The coding region runs from base 1 to 3297 and encodes 1098 amino acids. The transcript has 4 exons. Gene Ontology annotation, molecular function: ATP binding; ATP-dependent chromatin remodeler activity.
AUGGAUUCAUCAACGGAAGACCAAAUCAAAUCCCUCCUGGAUGAGGUAGAAACCCAAAAGUGGAUUCUUGAGGAUCUCAUGCAAUCAAGGCCCGAAGAUACCCACAGUGCAGAAGAGACGAAACUGCAGAUCGAACAGCUAGAAUCCGAGGUGAAUCGCCUGUUGGGAGCUGGCCCCUCGGUCACUUCUCCGAAUGCACCCCCUCAAGUUUCUUCGCCUUCUUUUAGGUUAAAUGGAGAUCCAGAUGCCUUGCCUGUGGUCCCACCCAGCUUGCAACCAACUCCACAUGGCGGAGCACAGGCGAACUCCAUGAUCACCGCUCCUUACUGGCCAUCUUCAGCUCCCUCGCCCUUUGAAUUUUCAUUGAAUCGUCAUUUUGAGAAUUCUUCUGAAGCAUCGCGCAAGAGACAACGUCAAGAUUCGAAUAGUUCCUCAACCCUGCUUCAAUCUUCGAAGCGAUCUGCCUUAGCAAAAUCAAAAGCCCGUCUGGACGAAAUCGAUGAAGAACUUGAGCGACAAUUGGCCGAAUAUCGUCAGGUCUGCGAUGAGAUGCGAGACCCCGAGAAUCUUCAAGCUAUUGCAUCGACCAAGGGCAUCACCAUUGCACAGGCUUUGGAGGAGCUUGACAAGGAAGAAAAGGAAGAGGAGGAGGCCAUUCGCAUAUCCAUCCAGAUGGACCGAGACGAAGAACUUGCUCGUAUGCUCGAAGCAGAGGAAAACGCUAGUGAUAGUGAUGAUCCAUUCAGUCCGGCACGAGUAUUCGAUAUCCCAGACAGAACCCUGACCGGUUCAUCUCCAUACGAUACGAUGCCCCGCCGUUAUCCUGUCCCUACACAGUUCGAUUAUCCUACAAUGCCCGGUGCUUAUCAUGGGUCUAUGAAGUUGGCCCAUCAUGGUCGCGAGUCUCACCUGUCCUUGGACUCUGAUGAUGAUAUCCAGGAAAUCAGUCGAGAUCACUUCCAGUCCCGUUUCCCAGGGCACUCUCAUUCUGGGCCUGACUCUUUUGGUCGAGGAUUUGGCCGCCCCUUCAUUCCUCCCUCCCUGACUGGUCGAACUUUACCAUGGAUGCAGAAUUUACCAGAGACGAAGGCUAUGGAUUUGAUCCGCGAAAAUGAGCUUGGUCUUGAUGAUGACGAAGACAUUGUUCGCUAUGAGGACCAGCACUUCCCGGAGGACAUCAAAAAUCUAAUCACUGGCAUCAAGGAUAUCCGUGAAGCUACUAAGGCAGAAAAAGAUGACACACCAAAAGGCCUCAAGGUGACCCUUAUGAAACAUCAAAAGGUCGGUGUUGCAUGGAUGAAAGCCAAAGAGGAUAGCAAUCACAAAGGGGGUAUCUUGGCAGAUGAUAUGGGUCUUGGAAAAACGAUUCAGGCCAUCGCUCUUAUGGUCGCCCGCCCACCGACCGACCCAGACCGUCAUCCAAGCCUGGUUGUCGCUCCUAAGGCAUUGAUGGAUCAGUGGAGACGGGAGAUUCAGAGGCAUGUUGAGCCAGGUAAGAGUCAGCUAUCGGUGUUCAUUUUCCACGAAAGGAACCGCCUGGUUCCCUGGCGAGAGUUGAAAACCUACGAUGUCAUCAUCACGACGUUCGGCACUUUGACCGCCAACCACAAGCUCCUGGUCAAUGCAAGGAAAUUGGCAGAGGAAGGCAAAGACGCCAGUCUAGUGAAUAGGCUCAAAGCACAGGCAACGCUGUUUACACCGCAAAGCAAAUGGCACCGAGUCUUUGUCGAUGAAGCCCAGAAUAUCAAGAACCCAUCGGCCAAGUCAACCAAGGCGUGCUGUGAACUGAAUGCUACCUUUCGCUGGUGUCUUACCGGAACACCUAUGAUGAAUCGACUCGAAGACUUUCAGUCUCUGCUCGGCUUCCUGCGCAUUCGACCUUAUAACAAUAAGGAUAAAUUUAGGCUGGAUUUCCCCGUAAGAGGGGGGUUUGUUCCGGAGCACAUAAUGCAACAACUACGUGUCUUAGUCAAAUCUGUUUGUUUCCGACGUACGAAGACUUCCAAGAUUGAUGGUCAACCAAUCCUGCAGCUGCCACCUAAAUUUAUCGAAAAGGUACAUGUGGUUUUCAGCGACUCGGAGAAGGAACUGUAUGAUACACUCGACUCGAAAACUCAGGCCCAGAUUACUAGGCUUCUCAAUGCAGGUGUCCUGGGAAAGAACUACAGUCAUGUCCUGGUUCUUCUCCUACGCCUCCGGCAAGCCUGCUGUCACCCCCAUCUCCUGACAAAGUCUGGUGCUUCGCAGCAAUCCAAAACUACAGAGUUGGAUUAUAUUGCUAAUGCGAAGCUCUUGAGUCCUCGAGUUGUCGAUCGUAUCAAGAGUAACGACAGCGAGUACGACGGAACCUGUCCGAUUUGCAUGGAUACGCUUGAGAAUACCAUUAUCUAUAUUCCCUGCGGGCACUCCGUAUGUUCUGAAUGCUAUGCGCAGAUUUCCGAUCCUGCAUUCCUUGAAAGACAGGAAAAGGACCCCGGUGUUUUAAAGUGUCAGAACUGCAGGGGUGUAGUUGACCAGUCCAAGAUCACAAAUGGGGAAUCCUUCAGAAAGGUUCACGAUCCAGACGCCGAGUCCAACACUGACUCGCGCCAGCAAGACGAUGAUCAAUCAGAUGAUAGUGAAACAUUGUCGGAUUCAGACACUGAAACGGAUGGAUCCACCGGCAAGCGGAAGACCAAAUCUCUCGCUCAACUGCGCCAGGAAGCUCAGAAGAGCAAACGUGCCAAGCAGAAAUACCUACGCCGCCUGGAGAAAACUUGGAUCCCAAGCGCCAAGAUUGAGAAAAGCCUAGAGAUUCUCGCAGCCAAUGAGCAGCGCGGCAAGGGCGAGAAAACUAUUAUUUUCAGCCAGUUCACGUCACUCCUCGAUCUUCUCGAGGUGCCUAUUGACCGUCGCGGGUGGAAGUAUGUGCGCUUCGAUGGCAGCAUGGGUGUCGCCGAGCGUAAUGCCUCUGUGGCGGGUUUCACGGACGACCCUGAGAUCAAGGUAAUGCUUGUCUCACUGAAGGCGGGCAAUUCAGGCCUGAACCUUGUGGCUGCUUCUCAUGUUAUUCUCUUUGACCCAUUCUGGAACCCAUAUGUUGAGGACCAAGCUAUUGACCGCGCUCAUCGCAUUGGCCAAAACAAAGAAGUCUUCGUGCACCGCCUGCUUAUUGAGGGGACUGUCGAAGACCGCAUCGUUAAUCUCCAGGAUCAGAAACGCGAACUGAUCAGUGGCGCUUUUGAUGAAGGUGGCACGAUGAACGUGUCUCGUCUGAAUAUCCAGGAACUGGCUUAUCUUUUCGGCGUUCGCACAUAG